CCACACAGGCAGGGCGGUGCUACCCUGCAGUGGAGCUCGAGUGUCAGAGAGAUCUAGACGCAGCAGCUGAACAAAGAGAGAGAAAAAAGAGGGAGCGGGAGAGGUGGAAGACUGAUCUUUCGUUUUCUGCCUGUGAUUAAAAGACACUGCCUCCACAGCCACUCCAGUCAUGGCCAGGAAUCUACUGAAGAACCCAGCUGGGGAAGAGCAGAUGGAAUUCUGGGAGCUGACAGAGAACGGUGGGAGCCAAUGGCAGGUGGAAGAGAUGCCAGGAGACUGUGGCUACAACUUCGGUGACGAUGGAGUGACCAAAUACUUCAGCACCUCCUUUGAGCUGUGUCUGAAGAGGCAGGUGGUUGACCUAGUGGCAGAGGGCUACGCUCCUGAUGACCUCGAUGCCCAGCCAGCUGUCAGUGUGGAAGACUGGUACAGUGGGAGGACAGACUGUGGGUGCACCUACCAGUUGACAGUGUGUCUGUUGGAUGAGAAUGAGGAAAUUCUUCAGGAAUUUAAACCAGAAUCAGUCACCCUGGACCCAGAUUGUGAUGACUGCUCCUGGAAACAGGUGAACCACACUUUCUCUGAUUACGGUCCUGGCCUGCGCUUCAUCUCGUUUGAACAUGGAGGACAGGACACCAAGUACUGGGACGGCUGGUUUGGAGUUCGAGUCACUGGGAGCUCUGUUAUUGUAGAGGCCUGAGAGGGGAAGGGGGCGGCAGGUAUGGUGAGGAAGAGAGAGGGAAAUUGAGGACAAAAAGAACGAGAACAAGAGAAAGGAGUUGAGGGGACCAGCAAUGCCUUGUGCACCAUCCUUACAUAGCAGUAAAUAAAAAGUCAAGCAUAAAAAUAUAUGCCUAAGAUACAGUAGUAUCCACUCAAUAGCUGCUUCAGAAACGUAUGGCAUGAGCAAGACCUGCAAGCUUGGACCCUUAGUGCUCAAUAACACUGUAGAAACCAUUAUAGUAUACAGAUGAAAUAUUCUCCCAGUGUAGCUUUAUAAACAGUUAUGAAUGAGUUAUAAAUGACUAACACUAAAUGAGAUGGGGUGAGCGAGGGUCUACUAACUGCUACCUAUGGAUAGAUAGUUUGUUCUGGUGGUCUUAUCAGCUAGGUUUCUUUUCUAGGUUAAGUGGUGUGUAAGGGCUCAUUGCAGAGUGAUCACUGAUCAUACAUACAGAGGUUGUAACCAAUGAUUAGAAUGAAAUGUUAAAACCAUCACAGAUUAUGAUUGUAACAUAUGCAUUGUUUUGAUCCGAACUGUAUCAAAUUCACACUAACCAGGUUCACUUUUCAGGUUAUUCACAAUGCAAAUGAGAGCCAAAUAAAAUCAAUCAAUCAAG
Messenger RNA from Salvelinus fontinalis (brook trout), 1340 nucleotides. RefSeq names its product F-box protein 2 (gene fbxo2). The transcript is spliced from 6 exons. NCBI's taxonomy places the organism in Eukaryota, Metazoa, Chordata, Actinopteri, Salmoniformes, Salmonidae. The record is from RefSeq and is a predicted model, not a curated record. Gene Ontology annotation, cellular component: cytoplasm; SCF ubiquitin ligase complex. Bases 170 to 700 code for a protein of 176 amino acids. Gene Ontology annotation, biological process: SCF-dependent proteasomal ubiquitin-dependent protein catabolic process; glycoprotein catabolic process. Gene Ontology annotation, molecular function: ubiquitin protein ligase activity.